CUUAGAAAAUGAAGAUGAUUCCAGCAACUCUUCUAGCCAUUUUCAUUCUACAUUCCACCACCAAGACCUUGUUAGCACAGUCGCCGGCUCAAUCUCCAGCACCGCCAGUUCCGACAAACGUGACCGCAAUCAUCGAAAAGGCGAGCCAAUUCACCACAUUCAUCAGACUACUCCGAAGCACACAAAUGGAGAGCCAGAUAAACACUGCCCUCGGAAACUCAAAUCAGGGCCUCACUAUUUUCGUCCCAACAGACAAUGCCUUCAACAGUCUCAAACCGGGCACUCUCAAUUCUUUAUCUGACCAGCAAAAAGUCCAGCUCAUGCAAUUCCACGUUGUUCCCACUUACCUAACCACAGACCAAUUCCAGACCGUCACCAAUCCGUUAAGGACUCAGGUCGGGGGAAACGGCGAUUUUCCACUUAACAUCACGACCUCGGGAAAUCAGGUCAACAUAACAACGGGAUUGACAAAUACUACGGUAUCAAACACGAUAUAUACAGACGGGCAACUCGCGGUUUAUCAGGUCGAUCAGGUCUUGCUACCAAUCGGGGUUUUUUCACCAUCGUCGCCACCGGCACUUGCACCAGUGGUGGCGAAGGGAAAGAAGAAGGGCCAUGGUUCAUCGGGGAGUGACGAUGGAGGUGGUUCGUCAAACGGAGUGAAAGCCACAGCUAGUCACUGGCUUGGGGGAAUGGUUUUUAUGAGUGUUCUUGUUCUUGUUAUAAAGAUUUAAGAUUCAUGCAUGCUUAUUUAUUAUGUUUGUUUGCCUAUAUUAUAAUUGAAAUCUUAAUUAUGAACUGAGGAAAAAUUA
Molecule: messenger RNA, 812 nt
Organism: Impatiens glandulifera
Lineage: Eukaryota; Viridiplantae; Streptophyta; Magnoliopsida; Ericales; Balsaminaceae
Product: fasciclin-like arabinogalactan protein 11
Exons: 1
Coding region: 9-734 (241 amino acids)
Source: RefSeq, a predicted model, not a curated record